Molecule: messenger RNA, 1210 nt
Organism: Thrips palmi
Lineage: Eukaryota; Metazoa; Arthropoda; Insecta; Thysanoptera; Thripidae
Exons: 9
Coding region: 238-1101 (287 amino acids)
Source: RefSeq, a predicted model, not a curated record
UCCGCAGACACGUUUUAUUUCAUAUAAUCGAAUGAUCUCGAAGUGACUCACUCACUCACGUGAGUGAGUGAGGUGAGCUCUCUGAUCUCCCUCCUGGGCAACUAGCAGAAGAAAAUUGUUGAUGUUUGGAUACGGGCUCUGACAAAAGAUGUGAUUUUAUGAACGGUUUUCCCGUAGCCGGCCCCAUCAAAUAGUAUUCAAGUUCCACAAAGUGCACAGUUUUUAACAGAAGUUACCAUGGAUGCUAAACGCAGUCUUAAUAUGAAAAAAGCGAACAUGGCUCCUCUCUCAAAAGCUAAAAGUAUUUCGUCCCUUAAAACCAAAGGAGAUAUUUCCAGUGAAUCAUCUUGGAGAACAUCAACUACAAUAAAAAACCCUCCAUCUGCGACUAGGGUGAGCUCUAGCACACCGACCAAUUCAUCAGGAAAAUGCAGAAAUAAAGAUAUAAAAUACCGCAGUUAUGCUAACUUAAAUGAGAUCAAUGCAGAACAACAGUUGGAAGAGGCAAAAUUGGAUGAGAUUGAUAGUGCAUUCAAUUCCUAUAUUACUUCUAAUGCUAUGAAAGCAUUAGUAGACAAAUCAAAGCACAAGAUCAGUAGUGAUAUUGAUAAACAAAUUUCAAAUCUUCAGAAACGUGUCAACGAUAAUUUAGAUGCCUUGGAGAAGACAAGGUCUAAACUUAAUGUACUAUCUUUGGUCGAGGAGCAGAGCAAUCUUCUUGCUCAUCAAAUUGCAGCCAACAAUUCCUUUUCAAAUGAACCUGCAUUCAUGAAAGGGAAAAGUUUUCAGGAACUCAUGGUGGAAAUUGACAGGAUUAAAAACCAGAUGCCAUGCAAGAAUGUUUCCUUCCCAGAGACUCCAACUGAACUUGGCCACUUCAGAAAUGCAACAAACCAGUUGCUUCACUCCUUGGAAAUGAUUUCAACUACUUAUGGGGCCGAUCAACCUCAAAUAUCCAGGACUUCUGCAGAGUUAGACAAUAUUGCUCAUAAGAGAGAAGCUGUGAGCAUGAGCAAAAUAAGCACUGAUGCUGUAGCACUACAAACUGGAACAAGGGUAUUUAAUGAAGCAAUUACAAAAACCAGAAGUUUUAAACUGUGAAAAUAUCAUAUUUCGUUAGAGAUCCUUUGACAUGAUAAAAUAAGGUCUACAGUUAUAAAUCAUACAUCUGUAUUAAUGACAAGGAAAAUAAACAGUGGAAUUUUUUAAA